GUCAGAUCUGGGUUACUACACACCGAACUCCGGUCAAAUCCGUCCAUCUGCCCUUCCCUCCCCGUUCCGUCCUCCUCCACCCUACGUCAGUCGCCACGUCAUCUCCCCCCCGUGUAUUUAUAGAACCUCGCGUUCUAUUGCCCCCGUCUUCUCCCGUGCUUGUUUGCUUUCCGAAAGGUCUUCCAUUUCUCUUGCUCUCUCUCUCUCUCGUGAAAGGGAGGGGGGGAAUCUUUCCAAGAGGUUUUUCGCGGUGCUUUUGAGGGGUGGGAGGAGGACUCCGGCGAUGACGACGGCGGUGGCAGGGGCCGCGGCGGCGGCGGGAGCGGUGCCGGAGGUGUUUGCUCGGGACGCGAUCUUAGCGUGGUUCCGGGGGGAAUUCGCGGCGGCGAACGCGAUCAUCGACGCUUUGUGCGGGCACCUGGCGGAGAUCGAUGGGGGAGCAGAGUACGAGGCGCUGUUCGCCGCCAUCCACCGACGGAGGCUGAACUGGAUCCCCGUGCUCCACAUGCAGAAGUACUUCUCCAUUGCCGACGUCGCCGGCGAGCUCCACCGCGUCGCCGCCCGUCGCCGCGCAGCCGCAGAGGAGGAGGCGGAGAUCAAGAAAGCUAAGGAGGAGGAGGCGGAGGCCCUGGCGAUGGAGGAGAAGCGCGGCAAAGAUUCUCCGAAGGAGGAAGAGGUGGAGGAGAUGGAGGAGCAGAGAUCGACAUAUGACGUCGGCGUCAGGGACGGAGAUUCCACUGGAGAUUCCUCAGAUCGGAAGGUCUCCGAAGAAGGCGGAGGCGAUGGUGGAUCUCACGGGGAAGAAACUUCUGUGGAGCAUGUCCAGAUAUGCGCUGAUCAUGAGGACUUUGUGUCGCGCCCGGACCGGAUCAAGAUCUUGAAAGGUUUUGUAGCCAAGGAGGCAGUAAAAGGGCAUAUGGUUAAUGUCGUGAAAGGUCUGAAGCUGUAUGAGGACAUCUUCACAGAUUCGGAGCUUCUGAAGCUUGCUGAAUUUAUAAAUGAACUCCGUCUUGCAGGUAGAAGGGGAGAACUCUCAGGUGAAACAUUCAUUUUCUUCAACAAACAGAUGAAAGGGAACAAGAGAGAGAUCCUUCAGCUUGGUGUUCCAUUGUUUCAACCAACUAAUGAGGCGGCAUCAAGCAAUAUAGAACCAAUUCCCCCAGUCUUGCAGACUGUCAUAGAUCACCUAGUUCAAUGGCGUUUAAUACCAGAAAGCAGAAAACCAAACAGUUGCAUCGUCAAUUUCUUUGAUGAGGGUGAAUAUUCACAGCCAUAUUUCAAACCUCCACAUUUGGACAACCCAAUCUCCACACUUCUCCUUUCUGAGACAACAAUGGCUUUCGGACGGAUGCUUGUCAGUGACAACAAUGGAAACUACAAGGGCUCCCUCACGCUUCCACUGAAGGAAGGGUCACUAUUAGUGAUGCGUGGGAACAGUGCAGACAUGGCCAGGCAUGUCAUUUGUGAAUCCCCAAACAGAAGGGUGAGCAUCACCUUUGUGAAGGUUCGACCUGCCGAUGGCCAAACCGAUUCUUCUACCAUGAGUUCGCCAACCAAAGCUAUGACCCUCUGGCAACCUGGAACCCCACCACCACAAAAGGUGCAAGGUGGUGGAGUCAUUGCCUAUGGGCCUCACAGUGUGAUUCCAGCCACCUGGGGGGUGGCUCUUCGUGCUCCUGUCGUCAUGCUGGCACCGCCCCGUCCCAUGGUGACGAGUUCUGGUAGGAAAGUGUCGCGCAGUGGCACUGGGGUAUUCCUACCCUGGACAGUGGGCCCCAAGAAAUACACCAAGCAUCUCCCACCUCGUAUUCAGAAGAGAAGGCUUCCCUCGUUGCCACCCCCACUAGAAGCACAAGUGUAGCCGAGGCCCCUAGUUUCUGAUGCCAGUGUCAUUCUGUGCGUCUAGCUGCAGAAGGAUAGUAUAUGGUUAUGAAACAAGUCUUUGGUUUGGAAUUGUCUUCAAAAUAGAGUGAUGAAGGUCUUGUCUCCCAGGGCAGAAGUAUUUUCCUUACAAGGUGAGCUUAGGUUAUUAUAACAAAAAAAAAAAUACAGGGAUCAACAGUUUCUGAGUGUCUUCGCUGGAGCUUCUUUGUCAUGGGAGUUUGUUAUGGUUGUCACCAAGUUAUGAAGGUGUUGUUGUUGCAACAGUUUUUUAGUGUAGCUAGUUUCUUUUAGAUGGAUGGUUGACCGCCAUGGUGGGUAGAGUUUAGGAAAGGUCAGCUGAGGGACUUGAAAUCCCUCCAGUGAAGGACAAAAUUUUGUAAUAUUUCUGUUUAGUUCUAUUCUGCAUAGAUGAAAUUUCUUGUCUCAUUUAUCUCA
Molecule: messenger RNA, 2319 nt
Organism: Elaeis guineensis (African oil palm)
Lineage: Eukaryota; Viridiplantae; Streptophyta; Magnoliopsida; Arecales; Arecaceae
Product: RNA demethylase ALKBH10B
Biological process (GO): mRNA catabolic process
Molecular function (GO): mRNA binding; demethylase activity
Source: RefSeq, a predicted model, not a curated record